CGCGGCCACGUGGACCGCAGGUUACACACAACCUGACCAGCGGAGGGUGUGUGUCGCUGCUCUCCUCAAAAGUCUUUCACUGAAAGUUCCCGCUUUCGAACAACUUGCGUUGCUGGAAGCCUAUUAUUUUUCUCUCUCAGGGACUUGCUAUCGUCAACAUAUGUUAUUUUAAUACGUUUUAAAGGGCGUAAGGAAGGAAAAUGAAUUUAUUAAAUGUAUUCAUGAGUGCAGUUGGUUGUCUGCUAUCGUGUUUGACAGUGGCCGGCCACAGAGUGCCCAACUUUGUGGCCCAAGACGACUUGAGUGAUGGGCAGCACGAGAUCAGAAUACACUACAAUGGUGUCAACGCCAAGCAGACGUCUGUUGGUCGGGAACAAGGCAGUAACAGCGGGCUGGUCUUGAGACAAGUCAGUCAUCGUCGUCACCUACUGACCCUCAUCUACGUCGGAGAGGUGUCCGACGAUCUGAAUGUCGACGGCCUCUCGCUCAGAGACUGCGAGCUAACCUCGGACCACACUGAGGUAGACCGCUUCUUGGACACCUUCGACGACGACGUAGAGACCGCCAAAAACACUCCUACCGGGCGGUGGUCGGGGCGCCUCCACAACGUGACAUUCGUGCACCUGGACAGUGAGAGUGAGCUGCCAGAAUACCUGAGACCCAUCACACACUUCAGGGACCUCAGGGCACAGUGCAAGACUCACCAUCGUACCGUGAGGAAGGCGGUGAAGGCGCGGAGACGGUCCCAGAGGAGUCAUCACAACAGCCAGACACAGUCCAGGUGGCGGCGGGCCGUGUUGGAACACCUGCGGUUCUUUCCCUCGACCAAGUGGUGUGGCGCCGGGUACAGAGCCUCGGUAUACGGGGAGCUUGGUGGCUCCUCCGGGGCUGACAAGUGCUGUCGUCAGCAUGAUAUGCACUGUCCCUAUUAUAUCGGAUCCUUCGAGACCAAGUAUGACCUCAUGAACUGGGCCAUCGGCACUAUCAACCACUGCGCCUGUGAUGAGAGAUUCAAAGCGUGUCUUAAGAUGGCUCGCACCGGUGCUGCCGACAUGGUUGGUAACGUGUUUUUCAACGUUGUGAAGACCCGCUGCUUCAGGUUCGAGAAACAGAAGGUGUGCAGAAAGUGGUCAUGGUGGGGCCGCUGUGAGAAGUACAGCAUGAAGAACGUCGCUGUUUUGAGGGAUAAUGUGCCAUACAAUUCCUGAACGCUGAGUUACCACUCAUUCCUACCACACAAACUGUCAGCUCCCGACACUUCACGCGCACUACUCCAGAAGCGGGUACUUGGCUUGGCCUAAACAUGUUUGAAGGAACCAACAGUACCACUCUGAUUGUUUUGAAAGCGAAGAACCAUCCCGUUUUCCAGAGAACACAAGUCACACAAGUCCCUCGAGCGAAUACUACAACCAGCAUGUAUCUCCAAAAGAUGAUUCCAAUUUAGUUGUAUCUUGGAAGAUACUUGAGGUUCGUGUCAUUUUUCAAAGCCCACGACGCAUGCUGUUCUUUGCACAAAUUAUAUAACAGUGCGGUUCUCCAGAAGUCUUCAACCGGUGCAGUUUUGUAGAGUGAAAAAAUACAAACCAAGAUUUGUCUCUGGGGAAGCUGACAGAUUCACGCAGUUCUCUCGGUGGAAGACUUAAACCAGAGCGCUUCUUCCAUAAGAACCUUACGGGAAAAGGCUUUUGAUGAAGCCUUUAAGAGCCUGGUGCUCUAGAUGGGUCUCGGAUGAACACGGGAUUUAUGAGUUGGCGAGUGCAGUGUUCAACACUGCACUCGCCAACACUGUUCUCCCGCCAAGACCCAUCACACAUGGUCACCACUGUUCCUCAACGUCACGGCGUGGCUAGUUGCAGUCUCGGUGGAGGCCACAGUGACCAGGCUCUGAUACCAAAGAUUGGUGGUCCUCAUCCUCGAGCGUGAGGCGUUCUCCUACCACCAUGGACUUCUCCACUGCUGUGGCUCUCCUAUUUUAUUAGCACACUUGUGAACAUCCGCAUUAUGCGGCUCCGCCAGACUAUAUGAAGGGUUAGAUUGCCAACUGCUCAUUUUGUUACAAAACCAUGAGGUCUAUUCCUUCUACCCCUCGAUGAUAUAUACAAUGAAUAAAGUAUCACAAUAAAUAAUUAGGCAUAUUGAAUAAUUUUGUGUUUAUAAAGUAAUGUAUCUAUCCAUACAGAUAUAACAAACAUUACUCCACAAACAUAUUAAUACCAAUUUCUCAUUAACAGAAAAUUAUUAGAAUCUAAUUUUCAUUGCCAAUAUUUUCCACUGUCUCAUUAUCAACGAGGGUUACCAAUAUAGAGAAUAUUGGUUGUUAAACCUUAUUCUAGAUGUUGUAUGAAAACUCUAGCUUAAAGAUAUGGUCAAAGUUCUUAUACUGGACAAUAGAACCAGAGGGACAUUAUGCAUAGUCAGUUUACUUAACAAUGGUGCUACAGGCAGAAACUUGUACUAGAGCAACCAUGUGUUUAUUACAUGGUUGUAUAUAUUCAUCUUGUAUGGCAGGCUAGUCAGGGAAGCCUAGUGAGUGUGUGAGACCCACUCACGCAGCGGUGGAGGUCAUAUCACUGUACCAAAGUAUAAUGUUUUAUGUUACAACAUUGUAUUUUCACCAUCUUUGUCCGGUCCACUUUUUCACUACUGCACUCUCCCGUAUUUCAUACCUGUAAUGUCAUUAUAUUUGACAUCAAUCUCGCCACAACCAUAUUUCUACAUCAUUAUAUAAAUCAUAGCAUCGCUAAAUACGCAACGUUCAUUAAUAUAAAGUCACCAAAAACAUUGUUUCAUUCAAUCAUCCUGGAGCUCACCUCAUAAGUGAAGCGUCGUAGGCUCUAGUAUUUCCUAGCAUAAACAUAGGACUAGAUUGAUGUGCCAUAUUGUACCACAAUGCAACAUGGAAGCAGCAUAUCUGGACAACGCUCACAGUAUAAAUUACAUGUAAGUAAACUCUUAGAUGUGUAGUUGGUCAAUGUCUCGUACAGUGUUCUACAUAUUUAUAUAGGUGCAUAGCCUAAAUUUAUAUGUACAGGAAGUAUUCUUUAUUUGUGUUAUAUCUUUUGUUCUCUUGUACAUGGUUGUACUGUAUAGGUUAAUUUAGAUACUGUUCCAUGUGUUUGUGCGUAAUGUAAUGUUUCUUGAAAUGUUGUAAAUACAAAAUAUUUAUUUUUCUUCAUUGUAUCAGUAACAUUUACACUAUUUUGUAAGAGCGAGCAAAUAGUGUCGACACACGCUAUUUAUAGACUAUCAUAAAACUAUUUUAAUUAUUUAUUACCAGGUUAAAAACUCUAAAAUACAAUUUAUAUUGUGAAGAAUAAACAGUUUGUGCUAAAUACCGAUAUUUGUAACUGUCGUAUUAUGACUUUCUUAUGGAAUAUUUAAGACGGAUAUCUAUAUAUAUAUAUAUAUAUACAGUGGAUGUUAUUGCCAUUUGUGACACAUUCCCAUAAGUUUCUAAGUUCCUAUUUUGGAAAUAUCUAAUAGAUGGCAUUUACCUGUACAGUAUUACUAAAUUUUAGAAUAAAAUAUUAAAGAUU
Procambarus clarkii (red swamp crayfish) is the source of this 3536-nucleotide messenger RNA. NCBI's taxonomy places the organism in Eukaryota, Metazoa, Arthropoda, Malacostraca, Decapoda, Cambaridae. The record is from RefSeq and is a predicted model, not a curated record.